This is a messenger RNA of Vombatus ursinus (common wombat), 1379 nucleotides long. It is a transcript of the gene CD3E, whose product is annotated as CD3e molecule. The record is from RefSeq and is a predicted model, not a curated record. Gene Ontology annotation, cellular component: external side of plasma membrane; alpha-beta T cell receptor complex; membrane. NCBI's taxonomy places the organism in Eukaryota, Metazoa, Chordata, Mammalia, Diprotodontia, Vombatidae. The coding region runs from base 136 to 750 and encodes 204 amino acids. Gene Ontology annotation, biological process: cell surface receptor signaling pathway; positive thymic T cell selection. Gene Ontology annotation, molecular function: transmembrane signaling receptor activity. The transcript is spliced from 7 exons.
GGCCUCUUCAAACCCCACCCCCCUCCUGCCCUAAGCAGUAUUCAACAAAGAUGUUCCUUGGAGUCCUCACUUUCUAGCAGGAGCUUUGAACCAAUCCAAGAUUACUCCAGAAGAAAUAAACCCACCAAACCCUGAAUGCUGGAUCAAGGAUCCAGGCAGAAAAAGAUGCAGUUGGAAACUCUCUGGACUGUGCUGGGAUUCUGUCUUCUCUCAGCCUGUGUCUGGGGGCAAGACUUGGAUAACGAUGACAAGAACUACGAAUUUGGAGUCUACAUUUCAGGAACCGAAGUGACACUGACCUGCCCCGAGACAACGGAUGAGGCGAUAACAUGGAAGAAAAACAACAUUCCAUUAAAAGGCGUGGACACCCAUAUACUCACCCUAAAAGAAUCAGAGACCGAAUAUAGCGGCCACUUCCAUUGUAAAAGAAAAUCGUCAGAAGAUCAAGAAGGCUAUUUUCUCUACCUGAAAACAAGAGUGUGUGAUGGUUGCGUGGAGGUGGAGGUGCUGACCGUGGCUGGGAUUGUCAUUGCUGAUAUCUUUGUCACUCUGGGAGUACUGCUCCUGGUGUAUUACUGGAGCAAAGGGCGAAAAGCCAAGGCCAAGCCUGUUGGUCGAGGAGGAGGUGCUGGUGGCAGGACCAGAGGAGCAAACAGGGAGAAGCCUCCACCUGUUCCCAAUCCCGAUUAUGAGCCCAUCCGCAAAGGUCAACGGGACCUGUAUGCUGGCCUGAAUCAGAGAGCCAUCUGAGAACUCCUGAAGACCCUUUGCAUUUACUGCAGCCCCUAUUCUGGAAUUUCUACCUUGUGCUCUAUCCCCACUCCAGUCUGGGGCAUCCCAGAACUACAGGAUCCAAAAAGGAAAAUGAUUUUCUCUCCUAAAUGUUGAUUCCACUUCUAGAAAAACUGACUCAUCUGCCCCCACAGUCUUAACCUCAGCAACGUUCUUCUUGCCCUCCAUUCUAAUUCCCUGACCAUAGGGCAUAACUCUUCCCCUAGUGUUGAAUUAUAUUUGUAAGGUACAAAAGGCGUUAUCAUGGACACCAACCUUAGAGGAUCAACCAAAAGCUCUGGAACCUUUGAAUCCUUGCUUGUCCCUUUCGUUAUACAAUGUUUUUGUGGUCUGCUCUACCUUGUUUUCUUUGUCUUGCCUUCCUUUUUCUAUUGACAAAUUGUCCCAGUACCCCUAGUUCCAUCCCUUUCUCCAUACCUAGCUUGUCACUCUUCUGGUAUUCUCUGGAGCUUGGCAUGUGUAAUGUCCCCCACAUAGGGUCUGGUGCCAGAGUCUUUCCCUCUAGCUUAAUCUUGCCUACCUUCUCUGUGAAGUGUCUAGUUGUCAUGUAGACUGUGAUAACCCAAUAAAGUACAUUUGAGUUGAAA